Coccinella septempunctata (seven-spotted ladybird) is the source of this 1494-nucleotide messenger RNA. RefSeq names its product torsin-1A (gene Torsin). The transcript has 5 exons. Gene Ontology annotation, molecular function: ATP hydrolysis activity; ATP binding. The coding region runs from base 206 to 1186 and encodes 326 amino acids. Gene Ontology annotation, biological process: cellular response to misfolded protein. The record is from RefSeq and is a predicted model, not a curated record. Lineage: Eukaryota; Metazoa; Arthropoda; Insecta; Coleoptera; Coccinellidae.
UCUGUCAAAGAUUAUAUAGUGUGCUCUUCUGUGUCACAAUUUGAGGUUAGAAUUUUGUAAAAGCUACAAUUGUUUAUUUAUUCCUUUUUGUUUGGUAUGCUGGAUGUUUUAACUCAUAAUAACAAGAAUAAAAUUUUGAAAAAAUCACUCUGGAUGAUAUGCGAAACAAAAAUAACAGAUAAGUUAUACUUAAUAAACACUUAUAAUGUACUUGAAAGCACUCGUUCUUAUAAUUUGUACAAACAAUUGCUAUGGCUUUUUGGACGUGCUAGUAGGUGUUGCAUCAUAUGGUUAUGACGCAAUGAAGUGUAGAAUGGUUGAUACCUGUUGCACGGAAAAAGAAAUACCUGCAAAUUUUAAGGCUCUUGAAGAAAAUCUGAAAAAGAAUGUUUUUGGACAACCAUUGGUUGAAAGCACAGUUAUCAAGGCUUUAAGAGCCCACUGGGAUAAAAAUUAUGAACCUGAAAAAGCAUUGACCAUAAGUUUCCAUGGAGGUCCGGGUAUUGGAAAAAAUUACGUUGUGAAAUUCAUAGAAGAAUCUCUAUAUAGGAAGGGUAUGGAGAGUCCACAUGUACAUAAUUUCAACGCACGGUUAGAUUUCCCAGAAAUUGAUAAAGUCAACUUAUAUAAGGCUAACCUACAGAAAUGGAUUAUAGGAAAUGUUUCCAAUUGUCCGAAGCAAAUGUUUGUAUUUGAUGAAGUUCAUCAAAUGCCUCCAGGGAUUUUAGAUGCAAUAAAACCAUUUAUUGAUCACAUUAGCUUUGUCAGUGGCACAAGCUUCAAGAGAUCCAUAUUCGUGUUUCUUUCGAACACUGGUUCUACUGCAAUAAAUGAACAUGCAUUGAACUUAUGGAAUAUGGGCGUAGAAAGGGAUUACUUGAAACUUAAUGUAUUCGAAAAGUUAAUAGCACAAGGUGCCUUCAAUGAAAAGGGUGGAUUCCAUUAUUCAGAAACUAUUAAGAGUAAUUUAAUUGAUCACUACAUUCCAUUUUUGCCAUUAAUGAAAUCACAUGUUGUAUUGUGCAUCAAAAACGAGUUCAGCAAAUUGGACAAAUUUUAUCCUUCUGAUCAGGAGAUCCAGGAAGUGUUGGACUUCAUAGAUUGGGGACCAGAUUCAAAGAAUGCAGUGUUCUCAAAAACUGGAUGCAAAAGGAUAAGUCAGAAAGUGAGACUGAUAGCCUUCUGAAGGGAUAAUAAUUACAAGAACAUAACCGACCACAUAUGAGAUUGCAAUCAGUUGGAAAUACCUCAUAAUGGAUGAUCAACUCUAAUGUGGAAUACUGUACAUUCCAUAUCAAAAAAAUUUACACAAUCAAGUCAGAUGUUUUAGAUCUGUCCAUUUAGGAUAUACAAUUUUGUAAUGAUUAUACUACCUAUUGGAUAUAAAGUCUACCUUUUUUUCGCUAACAAAUAUAAAAAUGCUGUUGAAAUAAUCACCGUUGACAUGUGUAUAUAUGUAUUGUGUUCUUAAAGCAACUCCAACAGAUUGAAAAA